AUGAAAUCCGAGAUUAACCAUUCAAAAGAUUGGGCGAACUGCAAUGGCUCGUCUCGUAACCUUGCGGAAAUCUUGAAAAACGACACUCGUGUCCAGCUAGCUGGUAUUGAUUGCGAUGGCCAGCUUCGUGGCAAAGUCAUGUCAAAGGAAAAGUUCCUCUCGAUAGUUGAUUCAGGCUUCGGUAUGAGCUCGGCCAUAUUCGGCUGGGACAUGCAUGACAUGCUUUUCGAUGAGAACAACACUAUUGCGUCAUCUGAGCAAGGCUAUGCCGAUUUCACCAGUGUAGUUGAUCAGCUUUCAAUGCGCCGUCUGCCCUGGGCUCAAAACAUGCCGUUUUUCCUACUUCGCUUUACUGCCAACGACCGAGCAGUCUCCGCCUGUGGUCGAAGCAUGAUAAAGAUAUUUUCAGAAGCUCUAGCUGUUGCCGGCUGUAGAGGAGUGGCAGGAGUUGAAUUGGAAUUUUUCAACUAUCAAACACCAUCGGAAGAUGGAUACCACGACCAGAAUCCUUCAAAGCGAAAGAACCUCGCCGCUUUUUUGCGCAACCACCAACCCUCCGAGCUCCGGCCAUUGACAGAUGGGAUGUUUGGAUACAGCAUUACCCGUCCCAUGGCUUCAAGUGAUUUCUUCUUUGAUGUCAUCGAUACAUGUGCGAGGUUGGAUUGUCAGAUUGAGAGCUGGCAUACUGAAUCGGGCCCUGGAGUUUUUGAAGGAGCACUCCGCUUUUGCGAAAUGGAAGAGAUGGCGGACAGGGUUUCCCUAUUCAAAUACAUCACUCGAUGUCUCGGUAAUCUACAUGGUGUCACACCUUGCUUUUUGGCGAAGCCGGUCUCUGGUCUUCCAGGAAACUCGGGACAUAUCCAUAUUUCCUUAACCGAUCUUAAAGGAAGAAACUUGUUUUCUCGCGACGCUGCAGAUCCAAACUCGCCCUGGUCUGAUCUAGCAAAUGUCUCGGAUUUGGGUCGCCAUUUCCUAGCCGGUCUGCUCAAUGCUCUGCCGGAUCUAAUGCCUCUUCUCGCCCCGACUAUAAACUCUUACAAGCGACUAGUAGAAAACUACUGGGCUCCAGUCCAUUUAUCAUGGGGGCUGGAAGAUCGAAGAGCGUCAGUUCGACUCAUUGCACCACCUGUAUGCAAACCGAGCGCUACUCGUUUUGAAAUACGGGUACCAGGAGCCGAUAUACACCCUCACUACGCACUUACAGCUCUUAUUUCUGCUGGCUGGAAGGGGGUGGAGAGAAAUUCUGAGCUCACUAUUCCUCCACUAUCAGCUCACGAUCCUGGGAAUUCGACACUCCAGUAUUUACCUAAUUCCCUCGAGAAAGCCGUUGAGAAUUUCAAAUCGCCAAAUAGUGUUGCCAGAGAUAUUCUCGGAUCUGAGUUUGUUGACCUUUUUACUCUAUCUCGUGAACAUGAACUGCGGCUGUAUCGUGAGGCGGUGACUGACUGGGAGUUUAAGCGUUACAUUGAGAUUGUAUAA
Penicillium cosmopolitanum is the source of this 1479-nucleotide messenger RNA. RefSeq names its product glutamine synthetase family protein. Lineage: Eukaryota; Fungi; Ascomycota; Eurotiomycetes; Eurotiales; Aspergillaceae. The transcript has 5 exons. Bases 1 to 1479 code for a protein of 492 amino acids. The record is from RefSeq and is a predicted model, not a curated record. Gene Ontology annotation, molecular function: glutamine synthetase activity.